This is a messenger RNA of Stegostoma tigrinum, 3385 nucleotides long. Its product is annotated as chondroitin sulfate synthase 3. Gene Ontology annotation, cellular component: Golgi cisterna membrane. Lineage: Eukaryota; Metazoa; Chordata; Chondrichthyes; Orectolobiformes; Stegostomatidae. The transcript is spliced from 2 exons. Gene Ontology annotation, molecular function: glucuronosyl-N-acetylgalactosaminyl-proteoglycan 4-beta-N-acetylgalactosaminyltransferase activity. The coding region runs from base 23 to 1594 and encodes 523 amino acids. The record is from RefSeq and is a predicted model, not a curated record.
CAUUUCUUUGACAUGAGUAAGGAUGCAGCAAUUGUUCUAUGAAAACUAUGAGCACAACAAGAAAGGAUACAUUCAGGAUUUGCGUAACAGCAAGAUUCAUAAUGCGAUAACACUCCACCCAAAUAAAAGGCCUGAUUAUCAGUAUAGACUACAUAACUAUUUGUUGACUCGUAAAGUUUCAGAACUACGUCAUCGAACCAUUCAGCUGCAUCGAGAAAGUGUUUCUAUGAGCAAACUCAGUAACACUGAAGUUCACAAGGAGGAUCAGCAACUUGGAAUGAUGCCAUCCUUUAUGCGCUUCCAGCCUCGUGACAGGAAUGAGGUUCUUGAAUGGGAAUUCCUUACUGGGAAGCACCUUUUUAGCAUGGUUGAAACACAAAUUCCUCGUCAGGGUAUCAACAGUGCACUCCGUGCAGCACUGGAUGACACUAUAAUGCAAGUUAUGGAGAUGAUCAAUUGGAACUCUAAGACCAGAGGACGUGUGAUCGAAUUUAAAGAAAUUCAAUAUGGCUAUCGCAGAGUUAAUCCAAUGCAUGGAGCAGAAUACAUUAUGGAUCUGUUGCUACUUUAUAAGAAACAUAAGGGGAGAAAGGUGACUGUUCCUGUGAGACGCCAUGCCUACAUUCAACAGUCUUUCAGUAAAGCAUUCAUGAAGGAAGCUGAAGAACUUGAUGCUAGAGAGCUUGCAGAGAGCAUAAACAGUGACUCUCAGUCUUUCUCUUUCCUUUCAAACUCACUGAAGAUCUUCUCGCCAUUCCAAUUCACAGAGACCACAAAAGAGCUUAAACAACGAAAUGACCAAAAAGUUCACAUCCUUGUUCCUCUCACUGGAAGGUAUGAGACAUUUGUCCGGUUCAUGGAGAACUUUGAGAAGACUUGCCUUAUUCCAAAUCAGAAUGUAAAACUAGUCAUAUUGUUGUUCAAUUCUGAUCCAAACUCAGAUAAAGGCAAGCACAUGGAGUUAAUGAGAGAGCUUAACCUUAAAUAUCCUAAAGCAGAUAUGACUAUUCUCCCUAUGAAAGGGGAGUUUUCAAGAGGCCUAGCACUAGAAAUGGGAGCUUCUUCAUUUCAUAAUAACAGUUUGCUGCUCUUCUGUGAUAUUGAUUUAAUAUUUACUCUAGACUUUGUGCAAAGGUGUAGGGACAAUACAAUUCAGGGAGAACAGGUUUAUUUUCCUGUAAUCUUUAGUCAGUAUGACCCAAAAAUAGUUUAUGGCAGCAAUCCAGUAAAUGAUAAUAACUUUGUUUUCACAAAAAAGACCGGUUUUUGGCGGGAUUAUGGAUUUGGAAUAGUUUGCAUAUAUAAAAGUGAUUUAUUGCAUGUUGGUGGGUUUGAUACCUCCAUUCAGGGCUGGGGCCUAGAAGAUGUGGACCUUUUUGCAAAAGUGAUCUCUGUUGGCUUGAAUGCCUUUAGAAGCCAAGAAAUUGGUGUUGUCCAUGUUUACCACCCUGUUCACUGUGAUCCCAAUAUGGAUCCUAAGCAAUACAAGAUGUGCCUAGGGUCCAAAGCAAGUACGUUUGGAUCAGCAAUGCAGUUGGCAGAACUCUGGCUUGAAAAACAUCUAAAUGGUGGCUACAAUAGAACUAUGUCCUGACAUUCAAGCUCUUUCGCUCUCUCAAAGAGUGUUACCUCAAAUUUUUACAUUGUUAUGCUUAUGUUUCCCAGUCGCCUCUUCCAAAGAAGAUUUUCAAAGCAUUAAGGUGAAUUAAAUUGGUGAAUAUUUUAGCAUCCUACGGAAAAUGCUUUGAAAGUGGGUCAUUUUUGAUCUUCUUGCCUAAAACUGGGGAACCUCAAAACACUUGAGGGUAUUGUCAAUCACGUUUCUCCUGCAGGCUUUAUAAAAGUACUUCACAUGUCAGAAUCUGAACUCAGAAUUCAAAAUUUAUGGAAUGGAAAUAAUGCCACAAAAGUGCUUUAAGCUUCAAGUGGGAAAGAACUAAUCUUGACUUUUUAUUUAUGUUCAGACUUUAAAAUUGUUGACUUUCACCAUCUGCAGUAUUUUUUAAAACUAUGUGAACAAAAGUAUGAUUGUAUGUUUGCUUUUAAAAACUUUUAUGUGGGAAUAUACUCUCACGAGAUUACAGGUACUGGUGACCAAGCUCUAAAUGUCUGAAAAUGUAUGUAUUCUGUAUACUGUGUACAGUGACUUUAGAUGACUCCUUGUUUCUUCAAUGGAAACAUGCUGCAAGUAGGCAUGUAUCUUCAUUCCUGUAGCUUUGUAUCCUUAAAUACCCCUUCAGCUUGCCGCUUAGAACAAAUCACCUGAGAACACUCCUAUUUAUAAUAAAGUAUCUGCAUAACAUCAUUUCACUUUCCAAAAAAAAGUUGCAUUGUUUUAGACUAUUUGCUAAACACUUUGGACUCCAAACCGAAUUUAUUUUGCUUUUAUGCUUCUGAUCUGCAGUGAUUUACCUCAUUGAUGAUCAGAACAUUGCAGUUAUGCAACAGCAAUUUAGUGAUAAUUGCUGCACUGCUUGAGUGAUCUCUACAAUUAGCACAAUUUACUGACUGUUUAAUGCUUUAGAAAGAUUUUUAAAUUCAUUGACAGUACACACUAAGAGUUGACCUAACUUCCUCCAGUACACAUUCAUCACUAUUCAUAGUGGGCUCCAGAAACAGUUAUUGCUGUAUAUGCAUAUCCUACCUUUUUGACGAUGGAAGAUACAGUGUUGUGUAGCUGCUGGAAGUAUCAAAGUAGUCAUUUUGCGUCUGGUGCAAGGUGACUGGUGAUUCUGGGCAUUGAGACCCCAACAAUCCACUGUUGUAUUUUUUCUCUCUGAUCCACAUUCAACAAAGAAAAAGGCAGCUUGUAGGCUUUGUGGGAAGGGGGCUUAUGAAAUGCACAAUCUUGGUUUUGGAAGUUGAUGAGUUGAGCAGUGAUUACUCUCUCACUUCCCUUAAGGCAUACCAUCUGAAAUCUGGGUUGCAUUUUAUAAAAAAGUUAACUAACAUAACAACUUUUUCUUCUUUUUCAUUUAUUGUUUGGUAAUGCUUUUGGAUAAAAGCUACAGAAUGUGAUGUUUUGGAUUUCAGAACAGGUUUCCAAUUAUUUUGUUUUCAAAUCUGUUUCCAUGAAUUAAGGUGUUGUACUUUAUUGCUGCUGGUUCUGUUUUUGGUCCUUAUUAAUUUUCUGAAAUGACUGCUCAUGUUAACUGAAAGAGCAAUAGAAAUUUCAAUUUUUUACUUGUUUACCAGAGGUGAAACCAAAUACAUUCAGGAUUGCUAAGCUUCAUGAUGCAAUAUUGAACUACUUUUUAAAUAAUUGUAAGCAAUUUUUGACGAACAAACAUAAAUCGAUAAUUGCAAUAAAAAAGCAAGAACUUGGCAUUCAUUUGAAAAAAUACAAAUUAUGUCCAUCUUUGGUAGAGCUGAGAUUGCCAUAGAU